AAAGCGUUAACGGCAAUGAAUUUGGAGGUGAAUAGAAUAUAUUUUGGCAGCAACAUGGCCAAGGAUUUGAGCACUCUGGGCUGGGAUUACUUCAUGUUCGUGGCUUUUAUAGCGCUUACCGUCUUGGGGCCACUCUGGACACGCAUCUUCGGCAAGAGCAAGCAGCGCAGCAAGGCGGAUUACGUUUUUGCCACGGGCGGCGUAUCCCUAGUGGCUGUCAUGAUAUCCAUAGCGCGUGGCACACUCGGCGUACGAUCAGUCCUGGGCUACCCCAGUGAGCUGUACUAUCGCGGCUCGGCCAUGUGGGAGAUAAUAUACGGCAUGAUGAGCGCCUAUCCCAUCGUCUGCUUCAUGUUUGUGCCCGUCUACUUCAACCUGGGCAUCACAUCUGUCUACCAGUACAUCGAUCUAAGCAUUUAAUUAACACAAAGC
Messenger RNA from Drosophila navojoa, 432 nucleotides. RefSeq names its product sodium-coupled monocarboxylate transporter 1. Gene Ontology annotation, cellular component: membrane. Gene Ontology annotation, biological process: sodium ion transport; transmembrane transport. Gene Ontology annotation, molecular function: symporter activity. The record is from RefSeq and is a predicted model, not a curated record. NCBI's taxonomy places the organism in Eukaryota, Metazoa, Arthropoda, Insecta, Diptera, Drosophilidae.